AUGAACAUCAACGUGCCGGGCCUUUUGGACGCGGCGAUCCCCAAGCCGGGGGAGUCGAACCGCAACGUCCAGAUCAUCGCCAACAACAUGAACGGGCCCAACCACAACGACCCGGGGUUCCUGUCGGACGAGUUCCCGCGGAGCCCGCCCAGGCUCUACGUCACGUCCGAGGACGACGAGUUCGACGGCCAGACUCUCGCCGAGUGGCGCGCCGAGGGCUUCCGCGUCGACUACCUCCCCAUGGGCGCCGGCGGCAAGGAGUACAAGCUCCGGCUCGACGGCCUCCGGAGGCAGGGGCUGGGCCCCUGCGAGACCUUCGGCAUCGUCGCCUACGGCGAGGCCGCCAGCCAGUGCCUCGAGCACUUCCACAUGCUGGACAACAACCCGGACUUCAAGCUCGCGCUGCUGGUCGCGUACUACCCGACCCGGAUCCCGGACCCCAAGGGGCGCUACCCCGGAGGCGUGCAGGUGCUGGUGCACCUGGCGGGCGACUCGGUGGGCGUGGUGAAGCAGAGCCAGAUGGCGGGGAUCCAGGGCAAGAAGCGCAUCAGGAGGACGCGCAUCGACCGGGGCGUCGGGACGGGCUGCCUGGUGCGCAUGGCCUUCUCGGCCUUCAGCUACCCGGACGCGGACCCGGGGUUCGCGGAGCGGGACCUGGACUCGUACGACAAGGUCGCGGGCGACCUGGCGUGGGACCGCAGCCUGGCGGCGGCGCGGAAGGCGUUCCGGUGGGACACCAACGUCAACGGGGUGGUGGAGGAGAACAUGGAGAGCAAGUUCUUCGCCAAGGACGAGGAGAGGCUCAUGAAGACGUACACGACGGCGCACACCCCGCACACGACCUUCAUGCCCACGCUCGUGGGCGGCAUCGGCACCGAGGAGGUCUCGCGGUUCUACGGCGACUUCUUCCUCGACAGCAACCCCGACUCGCUGCAGGUCACGCUCAUCUCGCGGACCAGCAGCGCCAACCGGGUCGUGGACGAGCUGCACGUCUCGUUCGACCACUCCCAGGGCAUGCCGUGGAUCCUGCCGGGCAUCCCACCGACGCACAAGCACGUCGAGAUCAUGCUGGUCAGCAUCGUGACGCUGAGGGGCGGCAAGCUGUACCACGAGCACAUAUACUGGGACCAGGCGAGCGUGCUGGUGCAGGUCGGGCUGCUCAAGCCGAGCAUGGUGCCGAAGAAGCUGAAGGAGCAGGGCGUGGAGAGGCUGCCGGUGGUGGGCAAGGAGCCCGCGGAGCGCAUCAUCGAGGGCGGGUACGACGAUGCGGACGGCGAAGCGGACAACGAGCUGCUGCCCGAGUUCUGGGACUACAGUGACGACGACGGAGACGACGACGAUAACGCGACGCGCCACGACACCAGGAAGCACGCCGAUGACAACGAUAAGCGCCACGACAGCGAUGCGGAGCAGGGCGGGUAUUACGGGACCGACGACGAGGCACAGCAGCAGGCACAGCCGCAGCAACAGCAGAAGCCUCAGCAAAAUGCAAAUGGCAAGGCGCCCGGGAAUCAACAACAGCAGCAGCAAAAACCGUCACAAAAGCCGAACGGGAAGAAGCAACAGCAGCAACAGCCUUCUCAGAAAGGCAAGGGGAAGCAAGUUGAAAGUUCGCGGGGACGGGGACGGGCUGCCGGGCCACAGGCUACGACUAUGGAGGAUACCGAAGACCGGGAAGGGUUCUGA
This is a messenger RNA of Truncatella angustata, 1686 nucleotides long. RefSeq names its product dienelactone hydrolase. Gene Ontology annotation, biological process: polyketide metabolic process. The transcript has 2 exons. Lineage: Eukaryota; Fungi; Ascomycota; Sordariomycetes; Amphisphaeriales; Sporocadaceae. The record is from RefSeq and is a predicted model, not a curated record. The coding region runs from base 1 to 1686 and encodes 561 amino acids.